Nanorana parkeri is the source of this 1276-nucleotide messenger RNA. Its product is annotated as reticulocalbin-1-like. The record is from RefSeq and is a predicted model, not a curated record. Gene Ontology annotation, cellular component: endoplasmic reticulum. The coding region runs from base 56 to 1045 and encodes 329 amino acids. Gene Ontology annotation, molecular function: calcium ion binding. Lineage: Eukaryota; Metazoa; Chordata; Amphibia; Anura; Dicroglossidae. The transcript has 7 exons.
AGGGGCAGUGCGCUAUAUACAAAGUGUUGAUACUGAGUUGGAUACUUGGAGUUCCAUGUCUGGGUCCACCUCUGCUGGAAGGAUGAAGACGUUGAGCGUUCUCUUAGCUGUGACUCUUUGUUCGUGGUUGGUGACUUGUGUGCCAACUCAGGAGAAGAAAGAUCGCAUCCACCACCAUAAAGACUUGAGCGACCACAAGCACGAUGACAGCAAGGACUUCCAGUAUGACCACGAAGCCUUCCUGGGCAAGGAGGAAGCGAAGACAUUUGACCAGCUGACCCCAGAGGAGAGCAAAGAGAGACUGGGGAAAAUGGUCGAUAAGAUUGACAGCAAUAAUGAUACCUAUGUCACGGCGGCUGAACUCCUGGCGUGGAUUAAGUUUGUACACGGGCGCUUUGUCUCAGAAGAUGUAGAAAAACAAAUGGCGAUAGUUGAUAAGAACCGUGACGGCUCUGUGUCUUGGGAGGAGUACUACAAACACACCUACUCCCAUCUGAUAGAUGAAGAAGCAUUUUACGAUGUAGUUGACAAGGAAAGAUACAGACAGAUGAUGAAACGGGAUGAGCGCCGAUUUAAGCAAGCAAACAAAGAUGGUGACUUGAUUGCCACCCGGGAAGAGUUCACUGCAUUCCUGCACCCAGAAGAGUUUGACUAUAUGAAGGAUAUGGUGGUCACAGAAACCAUAGAGGACCUAGAUAAAAAUGGAGAUGGUGUAGUGGACGUUAAUGAAUACAUUGCGGAUAUGUACACUCCUGAAAGCGAUGAACCCGAGCCUGAAUGGGUGAACACCGAGCGUCAGCAGUUUAAAGAUCACCGUGACUUGAACAAAGAUGGGAAAUUGGACCACUCUGAGAUCAGUCAUUGGAUCCAUCCACAUGAAUACGAUCACGCUGACUUGGAGGCCAAACAUCUCGUCUAUGAGUCUGAUAAAGACAAGGACGAUAAACUAACCAAAAAUGAGAUACUGGAGAACUGGAACAUGUUUGUCGGCAGUCAAGCAACUAACUACGGUGAAGACUUGACACGGCGGCACGAUGAAUUUUAAUGGAAGUCUGUCUGUGUGCUCCUGGUUGAGCUCAUACCGCCUCAGCACAUUGCUGAUGCCUUAGAGACUGGAUUCCAGUUGUGGCAAUGGGAACUUUGGGACAAGGGGGCUGAAUCUCUGUAUUGUUUUACAUACAGUACCACUUUUUUUUUUUUUUUCCCCUCCAUAACAAGAGACUUGUCCGAUGCUCAGGAAACUGCUGCAGCCGUCUACAACUAUUUUGUAUGCGAC